AUGUGUGAUGCACUCAAAAUUCGGAAGCCACUAGUGAUUGACUUCUCUCGUUUGGCCCUGCAAUCUACCAUCCUCUCCAAGCGAAAGCUGACCUGGUUCGUUGAACAGGGUCUGGUGAGCGGCUGGGACGAUCCACGUAUGCCAACUGUUCGUGGAAUUCUUCGUCAUGGCCUCACUCCUGAGGGUCUUCGCCAGUUUAUUCUGGCUCAAGGGUCGAGCAAGUCAACUGGUACCAUGGAAUGGGAUAAAAUAUGGGCCUUCAACAAGAAGGUUAUUGAUCCUGUGGCACCCCGCUAUACGGCUCUGAGCCUUAGCAGAGGUGGAGUAGUUCCAGUCCGAGUAAAGGGUCAGAAGACGGAUGAGACCAAGCAGGUAACCGUCUUAUCUUCUUUAUGA
Molecule: messenger RNA, 396 nt
Organism: Hydatigera taeniaeformis
Lineage: Eukaryota; Metazoa; Platyhelminthes; Cestoda; Cyclophyllidea; Taeniidae
Source: the annotation of a GenBank genome assembly